UCUAACGCGUCUUUCAUUGUAGAGAGAGAAACAGAGAUAGCUUGGAUCUGAAUCCAGCCGCUUCUCCGUAAAAAAAAAAAAAAAAAAACCAAACCUAAGUUCUUGUUCUCCUUAGAUCAAACUAACAUCAAAUUCCGAGAAUUUUCUCGUAUCUUGAUUCGAUUCGAUUAGGGUUUGAUUAAUUUGCUACGAGGGUUCGAUUCAAACCACAUUCGUUUCAAGAUCGGCAGUGUCUGUUGUUGAUUUACGAUGUCUCGGUGUUUUCCGUACCCUCCGCCAGGGUACGAGAAGAUUGGGAAUCCCCACGAGGCACUGAUCGAAUCAAUUAAGCUCCAGAUAGGAGAGAAGUCCAAAAAAGAAAGAAAAGAUAAAAAGCGGGAGAGAAAAGAGGAGAAGAAAAAGCAAAAAAUUGGAGAAACUGAAAAGAACAAGCAUGGUCAUAAAAAGAGGCACAAAAAGGAGGGGAGCCAUGAUGGUAAAAAAGGACGAGAGCAUCAAAAGAUGAUGAGAAAUGAAAAGGAGCAGUUUGAGAAGAGCACCCUUACUGAAGAACAUGGACAUCCAUUUGGUUCUCAGAAUCUUAGUGACUCUUCUGAUAGCACCCUGAACAGCAAUAGACGGCAGGAGCACGGCUUGCCCUCUGAUGGCAGGCACAACCCUGGAAGUGUUAUCAGGAUUCGUUUUCAAAAGAACAAAGAUCAAGAAGUGCUACCAAACAAAGAACUUCCCUGCUCAGCAGCUUUGGGAAGUUCUGAUGGUUUUGUUCAAGAGAUGAAUGAACCUGCUCCUGGACCUAGUGCAAAAGGGAGGGAUCAUCUCUUUUCUACAAUUAGCACCCAAGAUGCCUCUUUCAAAUUAAGCAAAGGGGAACCAAGAUGCUUCUCUGAAGUUCUCUCUCAGAGGGCUGAAACUGCUCCUACAUCCUGCCCGUGUGUCCAUAGAGGUUCUUCUUCUCUGUUGAAGUUGAGAGAUUUGAUCGAGAACUGGGUUCCUCCGCUUUUACAAAGUGAGCGCCCAAACCUUGAUGAUCAUGAGUGGUUGUAUUCAACAAAGCAGGAUCACAAUUUUGGGGCUAGAAGAUUUAAAGCCAGUGGUGAUGGCUUGAGUUACCAGUGUUCAACUCCUUGGCCUCGUGUCUGCUACCUGCCGGAGGCUGAUAUACAUGCAUUACCUUUUGUGCUUCCGUACUAAAAGUUUCCUGAAAAAGAAGAAGUAAGGGGAGCUAUCGGAGCCACGGUAGUGUUAUAAUUAAAUUUUUUAUGGUGCUAGAAGUGUGAAGAGGUUUUGCCUGCAUUUCUGCUGUUCCCUCUCUUUCAUGCGUUUUGACUUUUGAGGCAACUUUGCCUUAAUUUGUUUGGGGCAAUUUUUCAUGGGAAAGUGACCGUUGUAAUGUUUGUAUGGUUUGGAGAGAAAUUCACAUUUAUCAAAUAUAUAAUAGUCGUGUACCAAGGUCCAGUUCUUUUUAUCAAUUAUAAAUAAUAAUUCAAUUUUCAUGA
Messenger RNA from Cornus florida, 1496 nucleotides. RefSeq lists its product as uncharacterized. Bases 250 to 1191 code for a protein of 313 amino acids. NCBI's taxonomy places the organism in Eukaryota, Viridiplantae, Streptophyta, Magnoliopsida, Cornales, Cornaceae. The record is from RefSeq and is a predicted model, not a curated record. The transcript is spliced from 3 exons.